CUCUCUCUCUCUCUGCCUCUCUCCCUCCCCGGGGCGGUCUCGCAUCGCAUGUCUGGCUACCCCCGCUCCGGAGCCCCAUCUCGCGCCAGCUCCUUCGCCGGCUCGCUUGCCUCGGCAGCGGCACCCGCCGACUCGCCGGCCGGGCCGCUCUUCGGGAAUGGCGUGCCGGCUCUUGAGCUGGCCCUUGGGUUUGCCCUCAGCCACCCGACCGGCGAGGGGCUCGGUCUGUCGGCCGCUUCGGUGGCCUACGCCCGGGCAUUGGCGGCCUCGGUGGAUUCGCCCUUCGCGCCGCCGGACCUGACACCGGACAUCUCGGCCGGGCACUACAUGCUGACGGUGUCGGCGGCCCGUGUGCCAUUGGACCCGGGCUCGGGCACUGGCCAUGGCGGGGCCCCCUCCACGAAGCUCGACCACUUCCGGUGGUUUUUGGUCGGCUUUACCGAGGUGGCGGCCGGGGCAUUUGACCCGCGCGCCGGGCCGGCCGGCUGGGUGGCCCUCAGCCGGGACUUCCUGACCACCAUCGAGGUGUGCUCGGUGAUGGCGGCUCUGCAGCAGCAGCCGGGGUCCGGGCCGGGGCACGAGGGGCUUCGCGUUUGCCCUGGCGCCCUGGCCCAAGACCCGGAGGUGUAUCUGCGCUUCCAGCUGCACGCCACGCCGACCGGCCAGAUGCCGGAUCGGCUGGUGGAGGUGCUGGGCGCACGGCCGGUCGGCCAGCGGGUGGCCCUCCUGUCGCCGGAGUCGGCCAGCGGGUCCGGUGCCCCGGUGGCCUCCUCCCGGGCCAGUGCCUUCCUCUCGCCGGUCGAGUCCGGCGGGGCGGCCGGGGUCCAGGCCCUGAACGCCGGGCUGCCGGCGUCGGUGCCCUGCCUGGCCGAGGCGGCCGUGCGGCUGAUCGACCUGCUGCUCUGGUCGCAGUGUGAUGCGUCGGCCACCGGGUCGGAUGACGGCGGUCUGCCACCCAUGAACACCUCGGGCCUGGGGCCUGGCUAUCCGGAGCAGGUGGCGCAAACCGCGCGCCUGGGCGCCGCCAGCAUUGCCCUGCGGGCGGACCCGCGGCACAUGCAUUCCCCCCUGGCGGCCGGGGGGCAGGUGGAGCUGUUUGUGUCCACCCGCCGGCCGGUUCUCCCGCGGCCGGAGCUCUACCGGGGCUCGGGCCUUGGGACCUCGGUCGAUGGGGGUGGCCCGGCAUCUGGGCCCCUGCGAAGCCUGCUCCCGGUGGCCGGGUGCCCGCUGCCCAGCCGGGUUCUCGGCCUGGGGACGCCCUGUUCGCGGGCGGCACGCUGCGCCGAGCCCCGGUGCACCUGCCUGCGCGGCAUGCUGGCCGUGUGUGGGGCCGCGUCGGCGGCCACCACCGGUGAUGCCCUGGCCCCGGAGGACCUGCUGCCCGGUGCCGGGCGCCUCCGGACCCUCCUGGCCCCCGGGCAUUGUGGCGUCACUCCCAGCAUCGCGGCCAUUCCCUGCACCCUGCCGGCCGUCUGCCCGGUGACUGGGGCCCAAUUCGGCGCCCACACGCAGACUUACCGCGCUGGGGCCGGCUCUGGCGGGACCCUGCGCAUUCGCGAGAUCCUUCACCAAUCGCCGCAUUGCUUCUCCGUGCCGGUGGCCCUGCUGGAGCACCUGUCGCACAUUGAGCACACGGCCGUUCAGUACUUCACCUCCUUCGGCCUGGCGGGUGCCGGCGAGCAGGCCGCCCUGCAGGAGGUCCUGUCACAGGUGAUCGACCAGCACACCAACCUGCUGGCCCUGUACCGGUCGGUGGUGUCCUCCUCGCGGGAGGGGCCCGCCAGUCUGGGCUUGCGGCCGGUUCCGGCCACCGACGCCGAGGACCUGGCCGGCGCCGGCCGCGGGGGGCUUGAGUUCCUCGGCCACUUGGCAGAUGAGGCGGCCCCCGGCGAUGGCACUGGCAGCGGCCAGGGGCAUGACCAUGGGCCCGGUGGCGUCGCCGCCACCGGCACCACCGUCGACGAUGACGCGGGCACCCCCCUAGCCAGGGAGGAUGGCGCGGCCUGCACGACGGCCCUCAUUCGCCCGGGGCUGAAUGGCGUCAAUCCGGUGGGCUUCCGGGCAUCCGUGCGCAAGAAUGAGCAGAUGCUCCAGUGCUUCCCGAUCAACCUCCAGCUGCAUGAGUGGCUGGUGGAGGGGGUCUCCCCGGGGGGGGCUGGCAAAUAUGGCGGCCUCAGCAGCAACACCAGCAUCGGUGACCUGGGCCCCGGGCUGGGCGGGGGCUUUGGUUUGGCGCGCUUGGGCCGGACGCUGAACCUCAGCAGCCUGGCCGAUGGCGACAGCACCGACGACCCGGCCGACGAGGAUGCCGACACCGACGACCCGGAGGAGGAGGCCGAGGAGCCCGCCGCCCCGGGGCCGGGGCUGCGCUCCUUCGGGGGGAGGUACUUUGCCGGGGGGGGUGGCCUGGCUGGCAGCCGGGGCGCCCCGUCCCUGGGGGGGGCGCCCCCGGCGGCCGGGCCCUCUGCCGGCUUGGCCGGCUACUUUGUGGUGACCUUCGGCGCGCCGGCGGCCCAUGGGCUGGGCUUCAAGAAGGGCGGCCUGCUGAGUCAGCUGCGUGCGGCCCAGCGCGGGCGUCGGGUUCUGCUGUCCCGGGCCCCGGUGGCUGUGUGGCGCGCCGUGGCGGCCGGCAGUCAGGGCUCCUCCUCCUCGUCCUCGUCCUCGGUGUCGGCGGCGGCGGCGGCCGGUGGUGCCCAGUCGGUGCCCGGGUCGCUGGAUGCCUGGCUGACGGAUCUCUUUAGCGAGUUCAACCUGCUGGAGCAUCCGGCGUCUUUGGCCGUCGAGGUGCCGACCCUGGGGGCGCUGGUGAGCGCGGCCCCGGGCGACUCGGCGAGCAGCCUGCUGGCGGAGUUCCUCUCGGCCGACGGCCGGCAGGUGGCUCCGCCGCAGCAAGUGGUCGAAGCGUCGGCUGCGCUGCGCAAUGCCGCCACCUCCUGCAGCGAUCUGCUGGGCGUGACACCGGACAUGGCAGCGGCGGCGGCGGCGGCAGCGGCGGCGGCGACAACCGCCCCCACGGGCCGGGCCGCCAGCACCACCGCCACCGAGCUGGCCCUGGCAGGCCGCGCCGCGGGUCCCCAGCACCGGCGGAGCCUCCUCCGGUCGGUGCUUUGGCUCUUUUCGUCCGGGUCGCCGGGUGCCGGCGAUUCGGCCACCGCCCGGCACUCCAAGCUCUUCUCCUUCCUGGACGAGUCCUUCGGCGGGGUCGCCGGGGGUGGGGAAUCGGGCGAGGGGCUCGCCUGGGGCCCGGGCCCUGGCGGCAUGGCGAUGCCGGCCGUCGGGGGGGCCGGCCUGGCCACCGGUCUUCGGUCUCUGACCCUCAAGCGCACCGAGCUGGCCAACACCCAGUCGGCGAUUGCACAUGCGCUGGCUGGUCUGCUGGCGCGCCUGGAGCAGGUGGCCGCCGAUCCGCGCCAGGGUCAGCGGAGCUCCCGGCCGCUGACCAAAUGCUGGCUCCUGGUGAUCGGUCUGCUGGAGCAUCUGUUUGAGGAGCUGGCUGUGCUCCCCUCCUGGACGGUGCACCUCCGGCCGCUGGCCGUGCGCCUGCUGGAGGAGGCUCUGCCCCAGUGCGCGCGAGUGCUGAACCUGCACCUGGCCCUGUGGCAUGUGCCGGCCAACGCCGCCGGGGUGUCCUUCAUGGCGCCAGACCGGCAGGCCGCCACGGUGACCCGGGCCCGGGAGGCAUUGGGUCGCGUGGGUGACCUGGCUGCGGCCCUGGCCGCCGGCGGGCGCCGGGCCGUCGAGGAGCUGCUGCUGCUGGUGGCCGUGCGUGGCGAGCCGGAGAUUUGGCUCGGCGCCGGGCAUGCGGUGCAAUUGUCCUCGCUGCCUGGGGGCCCGGUGGAUGCCGGGGAGCCGGUGACCGCGCGAGUGCGCAUGGGACCGGUGCCGGCCGUGCCGGCUGCCCCUCGGGGCUACCUCCACGGGGAGAUGCUGCAAUACCGGCUGGACUGCUGCCUGAGUCAGGCCCUGGCGGCCCUGGUGACCUCCUUCACCACGUUCCUCUCGCGCAACCUCAGCAAUCGCCUGGUGCUGGCCCAACUCGGUGAAAUUGGCUACCUGGCCCAGUUCGAAUGCCUCCUGAGCACGGCCGGCUCGGAGAAGGACAUGAUCGAAGACAUGUUUGUGGCGGUGAUGUCCCUCGGCCGCGUCCGACUGAAGCUAGUCCCGGCCGGCUGCCCGUGCGGCGAGUCGGCUCUGCAUGGCGGGCGCUUCCGCCGGUCGAGCCAUGUGUACUUCGAGGGGCCGCGCGACCAGCUGACCGUGCUGGUCCCGCUGUCGACCGAGCUGUAUGAUGCCCUGCCGGCGGCAUUGCAGCACCGGCCACUGUGCCAGGUGUGUGGCAGCGGGUCGCCCUUCCGGGGGGAGUGCCGCGCGGCGGCCGACGCCGGGCGAAUGGCCCCGGCCCGUGGCGGCCCCUCGGACGCCUGGGUCUGCGCCCACCGUGGCGCGGCCUGCCUCGGGCAGACGCACUGCCAGCAGGGGGCCCUGCCAUUUGUGGGAUCCCCCUACCGCGCGGCGGCGGGCGACAGCCCGGACGGCGGGGGGAUCGCCAUCUGGCCGGUGAUGUUCUCGCAAGGGGUCAACAGUGUGCAACUGCUGGCCAACCAGUUCGGCGACACCACCCUCCAGGGCCGCAUCAAUGCCACCAGCCUUCGGCAGCUGACCCGGUACCAGCGCCUGUUUGAUGGGCUGCUGAGCACGGUGCUGGACUUUGACGGUGACGCCGGCGAGUUGGUCCGCGGGCGCUUUGGCCUGCGCCUGGAGCAUCUCGACCGGGCGGGGAUCGACGCGCGGCGUCGGCCCCUUGGAGCCCUGCUCGCGGCCCUGCGGGGCCUGAUGACUGAUGCCCCUCUGGAAGAGGACGUCGACGCCCCGGCCGGCGCGAGUGCUGGCCUUGCCGACCUGGACGCGGAGGGGUCGCCGGCCGGCGCCACGGCCGCCGGGACGCUGGCCAGCCCCGCCGCCGCCGCCGCCGCCGCCGCCGCCUCCCUGGGCCCGGAUCCGGAGUAUCUGGCGCCUCUGAGCACCGGUCCAGAGGUCGAGGACAGCACGUCGGCCAACUUGGCCCCGGGGGCGGCCGGUGGCCCGGUGGCCUCGGCUGCCCCCGCCGGCGGGAGCCUCUUCAAGUCGGAGUUCCGAUCCGUGGCCCGGGCCCUGGAGACCCUGCUGCUGGCCGAGCGCAUCACCGAGCUCCUGAAUGGGGGCCGGUUUACCUCGUGCAAGUCGGCCAAGGACCGGUCCUCCAUGUCGGUGACCCUCGAACUGGCCCUGUCGCUGGUGUACCACCACCGGUUGGACUUGGGCCCGGGGGGCUUGGCGUCGGUCGGGGCCCCCGGCGAGGCGGGCUCCUCGUUGCUGGCCGCCUCGCGCCCCGGGGCCCCGGUCACCUUGAACCUCGAGGCCCUGGUGGCCGGGGGCGUGGCGCCAGCCGGCGACUUUGAGCAUCUGCGCGACGCGCUUCGGCUCUUUUCCGGCACCCGCCUGACCAAUGUCUGGGUCAACACCGGGACUCCGUGCUUUGCCUUCAAUGUCCUCCAGCAGGUGGGCCUGCCUCGGCUGUACCGGCCGCCCCCGGGGACUGCCGGCUCCAACCGGACCUGA
Fonticula alba is the source of this 5598-nucleotide messenger RNA. RefSeq lists its product as hypothetical. The coding region runs from base 49 to 5598 and encodes 1849 amino acids. Gene Ontology annotation, molecular function: phosphatidylinositol-3,4-bisphosphate 4-phosphatase activity. The record is from RefSeq and is a predicted model, not a curated record. Gene Ontology annotation, cellular component: cytoplasm. The transcript has 5 exons. NCBI's taxonomy places the organism in Eukaryota, Rotosphaerida, Fonticulaceae.